GUCGGACACGUGUCCACAGCGUGUCCGACACGUGUCCGACACCCAAACAUUGCCUUAGGAGACGUGUCCGUGCUACAUAGAUCAUUAUUAUAAAAUGUUAUAGAGUUCUGACUGUUGGUUUUGGUCUUCCACUACAAGAAAAACAGAGUAUAGUGUCUUUUUUUUUACGGCGUUUUUCAAAAAUGUUGGGAAAUCUGCCCCGAUUUUUCAAAUUCCAAAAAAGGUAAACUAAACCAUCUUGUUUUGUGUGCCGGUUAUAAGAAAACAGUGAGUUAACACUGUGCCGUUGAAAUAAGAUUAUUAAAUUAUUUGUUAUUUCUUUUAAUUGUAGUUGUACUUGUAGGGAAUUCAAAUAAAUUAAAAACAAAAAAUUUUCUACUCUGAUCAACAGAUGCGCGACUUUAGGAAGAGAGAGAAAUCGAGUCUUGGAUCUUUGAGGCAUCAGACCUUUGAUCUCCAUCAGUUCUUCGGUUGUUUGAUUUGAAAAAUCUUGUUCUGCUCUUGAUUUGAACGUAUAUCUUCCAGAUUGUUCGAAUCCCUAUGAUCUAAAUCAAUCUAGGGCUCAAGGUUAGCGUUUUCAGGAGUGUAUAUCUUACAGAUUGUUCGAAUCCAUAUGAUCUAAAUCGGUCUAGGGCUCAAGGUUAGGGUUUUCUAAUAUGGAUUUGCUACAUUCACACUAGAUCUAUAAAAUUCCAUGGCUAAAACUAACGAUUUGGAAUUGUUUCUCUCGAUUUAGUUGAUUUCCAGCUUUUUUUGUUUUUGUUUUUGUCUUGUGUUUCUCUUUUCGUUUUUGCUCCUUUACUCUUUCUAGUCCUUGUAUGGAAAACUCUUCUCUUUCAUCAGAUUGAGCAGCAGCAAUGGCGAAUCGAUUUAUCUAGGGUUUCGAGUGCGGUGUUAGUGUCUCUGAUCAUGUACGGGAAAAGCAAUUGGCAUUGGAUGUGGAUCAUUGGAAACAGUGACUAGGAGCUCAACGAUGAAGAGAUAUAGAUCAUAGUUAUUCUUGUGGUUGAUUUUCACUGAACUUCGUUCUGAUUUCUAACAAGUAAUCCUUGCUCAAAAUCAUGAUUCCCUUCAGCUUCGUUUUGCGGGUGAUCUUCUAAUGGAGUUGGGUGCUGGGGUAGAGUUGGCAACUACAGCUGUGCCACACCUUUUUCUGCCUUUAGCUUGUGCUACCAAUUUGGCCAAGAAUGUUGGUGCUGUCACAUCAACCUCGACUCGCACUCCAAUAUACAAAGCCUUUCCCAAAGGUGAAAACAUUGGGGAUGCUGCUGCGAAGGGAGAAUGUGUUGGCAAUGUUGCCGAUCUGGGAGACAUCCUGGAAGAUCCAGCAAAGGAGCCAAACAAGGAUAUGUACAUGAUGACUAUUGGGCCAGAAGAUGCACCCAACCAACCUGAAUAUGUACAAAUUGGGAUGGUUUUAGGGCUUCCUGUUUCAGUCAAUGGAAAGGAAUUCUCCCCUGCAUAUCUGCUUUCUGAGCUGAAUGAAAUUGGUGGGCAUAUUAUUUUUUUUCUUUUCAAAAAUUUGACUAUGAUGAGUUUUAUUGAUUGCAUGGUGGAUCCAAGAACAUGCAUAAAUGUCACCCCGUGUAUUGUACAAUUGGGGAAAACCAUUUCAAAAGUAAGUCCUGGGUCAUCAAAUGCAUCUGGUUCUAGCUCAUCAAAAGAGCAGCAUAAUCAACAAUAUCCAGUGCCAGAGGUCAAACGCAGAAAGCGACAUCGGAGAAAGCAUUUUGAGAACCAAGAACCAUGUCUGAUGAGCGGUGUCUAUUUUAAGAAUAUGAAAUGGCAGGCAGCCAUAAAAGUUGACAAGAAACAAAUUCACUUGGGCACUGUUGGAUCUCAAGAAGCUGCUGCUCGUUUGUAUGACAGUUUAUGACCACAGAAAGAGUCCAGAAGUUGCUCUUAUUGUCAGAACUUGAUGCGAGUUUUGUUUGGAUAGAUGAGGGAAGCGAUUGGUGUUACCCUUUUUGUGUUGUGCUCAAACAUUCGGCUUCAUACAUCCUUCAGUGAUCAUCAUUCCGAUGGUGGUGACGAUUUCAAAAUUGAAGAGAGAAGUUGGGAUCAGUUUUUAACAGAACGUGCAUCUGAACUUGUCACAAAUAUUUGGAAUGUUAGCCAGUCUGACAAAAUGGAGAUCUCAACAGAUAAAGUCUUGACAAUGGGAUAGUAAAUGGCAAUUCUUAAGAUGAUGUGAAGUGGAUGGAAACGGAACAUUUUUAAAGAAUUCUGUUUAAUCAAGGCUUCCUUAUCUUCAACUGAAUUCUGAUGAUCUUCUCCUGUUCCUUAAUGUGUGCAGCUGUACCAUUUCAUUAUCUCAUCUUUGAAACCUUGCAGUCCAA
Molecule: messenger RNA, 2339 nt
Organism: Camellia sinensis
Lineage: Eukaryota; Viridiplantae; Streptophyta; Magnoliopsida; Ericales; Theaceae
Source: RefSeq, a predicted model, not a curated record